AUGUUUGAUCUAAAUGCAAGUGACGAAGAAUUGAAAUCGAAAUAUGGUCUUCGAAGUAUGCAUCCUACAGAGGUUGGCGAUGUAACUUAUUUUGACACGGCAAUACCCGAAGAUUUGUCUGAUUUGACACCUCAGCAACAAUAUGAAUUACUUAUUAAACUUGUUGAUUUAAAUCAACCACUAUCCAAAAACAAACCUGACUCAAACAUUUUAUUGGAUUUAAUUUUAAGACAAGAUUCUUCCAAGGCAGUAAGGAGUUCAAAUAAAUCCCUUUCUCAAUUUGAAAAUCAAGCACAUAAAUAUAAUGAAGAUUUGAAACGAAUAAUUGAAUCUAAUUCUGUACACUUUGUCAAUACCAAAUGGAAAAUUGACAAUGCCAUGAUUGACUUUAUGAAACUGAAAACCAAGGCACAACAAGACCGUGCCAGUGCCAGAGUAUUUAACCCACAGAGACGAAGCUUAACCAACAAAGAAGGACUUACAGCUGAACUUGAGGAUAACAUUAAUAGCCUACAAGCAAAUACAUCCUCUAUGAUUCAGCCUAUUAUUGAGAGUAAAGCCAAGGAGGAUAAAGUAGUCAAAAUGAUUGAAUUCACUAAGGCCAAUCAAAAUUUUUUCGAUUUACCAAAUAGUUUGGUUCAUUCUUUAUCGCUUAACAACAAUGAGAAAUUCAUUGAUGACUAUAACAGGUAUAUACAUGAGAGAGACAGAUUUUUGACUGUACUUAAUAACAGAUAUAGAGAUCAGGUUUUAAAGUUGACUCAUGACAAUGUCAAUGGUAAAAACCACCAAGCACUUCGUACUUUGGAGGAUGAUCGAAAAUUGCAGUUGACAUUAAUUCUGAAAGUUUUCAAAGAGAUUGAUACAAUUGCACACAAUUAUAGAAACAAAAUCUAUCAAGAGUUUUUAUCAUUAGACCAUGUGGCUAGCAAGACUCAGUCAACUUCGAAAUUUAUGUCUCUAGUGGAUAACUUAUCGCGGUUAAAUCUCGAUGAUAAAAUGAAAAACCCUAUUGCUGAUUUCUUAACCAAGCAAAUUGAGGCAAUUGAUAAAGAUUUUGAGUACCAAGUUGAGAAAUUUGACAGUAAAUUUUUGCUUAUGCAGAAUAAAUUAAUUGAUUACAUUGGGUCGUUAAACCCGGAAAGAAGAGAGGGGUCACAUAUAAACUAUAUUAAUGAGAAGUAUGAUACUUAUAAAGACGAAAUUAAUUCGGCUACUCAAAAUGGUGACAAAUUAAUGAUUAUUAAAGAGGCAUUUGAAAGUAAUGACUCCUUGGAUUUGAGUCUUAUCAAUGAAGCUUGGUUAGUCUUGUUUAAUUUUAUAAACUAUUUGGAUAAUAUGGUUCUAUCAAAUCUUUUAAAGUUUCUUAAUAAUUAUGUUCAUUACAUCAAAUUGGGGAUAGAUGCCCUGGGAAAAAUUAGAGAUACGGCAAUUGAAUUGAUUAAUAAAGUUGUUUUGAUUAUGAUGGCCUUAUUUGAUGACGAGAAUAACGAAAAAAAUCAAGUGGAGAGUUCACCUAAAAAUUAUAAACAAUUUGUUCCAUACUAUACAAACUCUUUAUCUACCAUUUAUCAUUUGACAAAAAUCAAUUCUAUUGUCAAUAAAAUAAUCAACAGUUUUGGCAAUUUUGUUGGUACAAUAGGCAAUAUUAGCCAAUAUUCUGAGACUAAUAAAGUGAUGAAAAGUUUGAAAAAUUCAUCCACGAAAAUCAACCAAAAGAUUCUUGAGGCAAUUUGUGCUACUUGGGUCAAUGAUUGUUCUCAAUUUUACGAAUUAGAGGAUUGGACUUUGGACAAGCAAAAUAGUAAGUAUAACGACAGGUGCAGUGCUAAAUGCACUAAAUUAAUGAAUGUUAUUCAGUGCUACCAGCUGUAUGUAUUGUUGAAAAUAUCUAGCUUGGUUAUACAUGACCAAUCAUCUGAUUAUAAUGUUGUUGCUGUUUAUCCUAGUAAGAGAAUGUUAGUUUCUAUUGAAAUCCAGUUUAUGAGAAGUUUGAACAUUAUUGUUGAUUCUAUGAUGAAGAAAUACAAUUUGGAUCGUCAGAAUAGUCAAGACUCAAAUAUUAAUCCUGAUGACUCUAGGAAUUUACAAGUUUUCAAGAUAUUGACUAUGAAUAAUUUUGAUAAAUUGUCGAGAAUAAUAUACCCUGAAUUGCUAUUACAAUUUGACAAGUCUUUUGAUAAAGAUUUACUGAAACAAAAUUUGAAAUUAUUUGCUGAUAUCGAUAAGGCAAGUUUGACAAUUAUCGAUGAUAUUUUGAAUAUUGAAAAAUUAUACAUUGCACAAACAGUCAAUAGAUUUUUCCAUACUGCUGGUGCUAAGGGGUCUGGUAAUCCACCACAAGCUUUAAAGGUCGAUGGAUUUGUAUAUGAGAUUUUAAUUCAUUUUGUGAAGUUAAUCAACAAGAUUAGACCGUUGACAAAUGAAGAAGUGUUUGUCACCAUUAUCAAUGAGUUGCAACUAAAUUUGUUGAAAAAUAUAAUUGACAAUACUCGUCAAAUACCUUUAAAGCUGUCCUUGUCGUAUGUAAACUUGCGAUUGGAUGCUAAUUUCAUUUUACUUGUUUUUGAAAAAUCAAAGCUCUUGCAAUUGAAUGAUUCGAGUUAUAAAUAUUUACAGAUUCUAUUAAAUGAAAUUGAUAACAAAAACAAUGACAUUCCAAGUAAUGAGCAAUUCAAAUAUUCCAAAAAUAAUUUUGAUGAGAUUUUACAAUUGAAUAUGCAAGAUUCUGCCAAUGAGUUUAGUUGUUUUUAA
Messenger RNA from Candida dubliniensis CD36, 2754 nucleotides. It is a transcript of the gene SEC5, whose product is annotated as exocyst subunit. The record is from RefSeq and is a predicted model, not a curated record. Gene Ontology annotation, biological process: exocytosis; Golgi to plasma membrane transport. Bases 1 to 2754 code for a protein of 917 amino acids. Gene Ontology annotation, cellular component: exocyst. Lineage: Eukaryota; Fungi; Ascomycota; Pichiomycetes; Serinales; Debaryomycetaceae. The transcript has a single exon.